Naegleria fowleri is the source of this 726-nucleotide messenger RNA. RefSeq lists its product as uncharacterized. The transcript has a single exon. The record is from RefSeq and is a predicted model, not a curated record. Lineage: Eukaryota; Heterolobosea; Eutetramitea; Acrasida; Naegleriidae. The coding region runs from base 1 to 726 and encodes 241 amino acids.
AUGAGUGGUGGUUGCAGAAAAGCCUUUCAAACCAUUAUUUAUAGUGUGGUAUUUGAAAAGCAUGAUGAUUGCUUCAAAUUUUCUGAUACGUAUUCAGAGUGUGUGGGAACCUAUUUGGAUGAAAGAGAAGCAUAUAUAUUUGCUAUAAAGCAAAUGUUGAAGGAAUCUCUGAUUGAGGAAGAUUCUGGAGAGGAAUUGUCAAUUCCUGGAACUAGAUUCCCGAAUCGUUCAGGUCGUGAUGAUGAUGAUCGUAUUGAAAAUGCAAUGGAAGAUGACGGGAAUGAGCACACGGGAUUCCAUGAAAACAACCAAAAUCAUCAAGAAUUGAGUAUGCUGCUUGAUAGGGUUCUUUCCAUUUCCAGAAGUAAGCAAAAUAAUGUCUCCUCUUGUACAGGCCUCUCUUCAGUCAACAUCAAUUUCAUGAACCCCCUCAUGUACAAGUUGGCCCGUCUCGAACGUUUGAAUUACUAUUGCCUGAGGAGUGAUGAAUUGAAACAGUUGCAUCAAUAUGUGCUUGAAAAGCACAUGACUCAUUUAUGUCCUUGUUUUUCGAAAAAGCCUUCCUAUCGAGUGUACAAAGUCUUUGGUUCCAUUCUCAAUGAUCAAGUGGCUCCUUUCAUUCACAAAUUUGAGCCUUUGCAAUUUUCUACUAGGAGUUUUGAAUUUCUCUCAGAUGUGCAAUGCAUGACGAAUGACAGCAACAGCAACUCUCCUAUUCAAAAAUAA